AUGUUGUUAUUCAUACCAAAUCCAGUCCCAAAACCUGUAGUAUUACUAUCCUUGUUCCAUGUAGACUGCGUACCAAACUUAUUAGUGUUAUUAAGUGCAUUAUUAGAUGAAUUAAAUGUAUUCAAUCCACCAGUAUUAUUAAAUCCACCAGUGUUAUUAAAUCCAAAUACUCCUGUGUUAUUAAACCCAGUAGUAUUAAAACCAGUAUUAUUAAUUUUCAUAUUUGUACCAAAUGGUGUAAUUUGA
Messenger RNA from Hepatospora eriocheir, 246 nucleotides. Lineage: Eukaryota; Fungi; Microsporidia; Hepatosporidae. The record is from the annotation of a GenBank genome assembly.